CCGGAAGUCGCGGGGUCGCCCCGGUCCCCAGCAUGGCGGCCGCCUGGGCCCCCGGGCCGGCUGCUCCGGAGGCGGUGGCCGCCCGGCUCCUGGGCGUCCUGUGGCUCGUGUCGCUCCCCACGGGCCCGUGGGCAGCCGCCGCCGCGUCCAGCGAGGAGACGAUUAAGUGCGAGGAUCUCAGAGUGGGACAAUAUAUUUGUAAAGACCCCAAAAUAAAUGAUGCGACCCAAGAACCAGUUAACUGUACAAACUACACAGCUCACGUUCCCUGUUUUCCAGCACCCAAUAUAACUUGUAAGGAUUUUGGUGGUAAUGAAACACAUUUUACUGGAAAUGAAGUUGGUUUCUUCAAGCCCAUAUCUUGCCGAAAUGUGAACGGCUAUUCCUACAAAGUCGCAGUUGCGCUGUCUCUUUUUCUUGGAUGGUUGGGAGCAGAUCGGUUUUACCUUGGAUAUCCUGCCUUGGGCUUAUUAAAGUUUUGCACUGUUGGGUUUUGUGGAAUUGGGAGCCUAAUUGAUUUCAUUCUUAUUUCAAUGCAGAUUGUUGGACCAUCAGAUGGGAGUAGCUACAUCAUAGAUUAUUAUGGAACCAGACUUACAAGACUGAGUAUUACUAAUGAGACAUUUAGAAAAACACAGUUAUAUCCAUAAAUGUUUUUUGUUUUUUUUUUUCAGAGAAACAGUGAGAGGAUUUGGGCCGCCUUGACCUGCAUCCAGAUGCUCAGUAUGCGUGAAGUCCCAGGUUUUCCUCUUCGUCCUUCUUCGUCUGCCCCCUCACGGAUACCAUGAUUGCUUCAAAUCAUAUUAUUCGAAGAUCUAUUUAACAGGACUUUGGGGGGAGCGCUCCAUGACAAUAGUCUGUCUUCAGCUGCUGUCUCUGUGAGACAGAGAGUUAUUACCUUGGUAUUCUUUAAUGUCUUUUCCAAAGGCAGGUAGCCACUUGUCAUUUUGGCUUCUGAAUAAUAAAAGUGUGACUUAUUCCCCCUUUUUUAAUGCUUUUAUUAUUAAGGAAAAUUUCUAAAAUGUUGACAGUAGCCGUCUUCUGCUUUUUGAUCUCUUAGAGCAGUUAAUCCCUGGUGUGAACAAAUACCAUUUAUAUUGCUGGGGGCCUGGGGGGCCUGCGGCUGACGCCCCACCUGUUUCUCCGCGGCUUUCAGAUCUGUCUUUGACUCGGUAUCCAGGGAGCUAAAGAUCAUCGGGGAGUCUCAAGUCUUGAGGCACCAUGGAUGCCUCUGGCCGUGAUCCAGGCCUCUGAAGUGUGAAGUCCUCCCUCUCCGCCGGGGCGGGCGGCGCUGGCCCUCGGGAAGCCCCAGAUGCUGACUCAUCUCGCUCUGUGCAGUUACUUUGGAGGCUGAAUGGACAAGGUGGGAGCAGCCGCCCGUGAUGAAUGGCCGCCAUCUGUCAGCCCCGCCGGGCAGAUGCCUGCGCUGGUGCAGGGGUGAGGCGCCCGUGUCUGAGCAGGGUCCCUCUGCCGGAAGUCAGAGCGCCUGAGGAUGGCAAGGCAGGAACCGCGCUGUCCCCGUCAUACUCUUGCCAUGUCUGUAUCCGCCGGCAGGCCGGCUUCCAGGCACUGGGUUCUGGGCCCCUCGGGAGUCAGAGAGCCGAAAUCCUCAUCCGGUAUGUGAUUGGAGAACAGGCAGUGCAGGACAGUUCACCCCCCAGCAUGUCCCGAGCAUGUUUGGGACGCCCGUGGGGACUGACUUCUCGGCAGGUGGCAUGUCUCCAGUGAAAAUGCUGCUCCGUAUCCCUAAUGGGAAGGCCUGGCCCGGAGACCUUUCGGGGUGCAGCAAACAAACACUGCACCCCGACCCCGCAGGGGCUUGUGUCAUCCGGGGCUCCUCUCUUUCACGGUGACCCUUGUGGCCUCAGCUCCCUGGCUGGCCAACGCUGGCUUCCUGUUGCCCACAGCUUUGAGACUCCCGGCAGCAGCACCUGGGCCCGGGGUUUGAACAUCUCUAGGUGUCCACAGCCCUGUGGGGUUGAUGACGCAGUAACUGCAGUGCAGCCCUUCAUCUUGAUUCCUGAGUAGUUUGCUCCAGCGAUGAACGUGCUCAGGAGGGAAACCUGCGCUCCGAGCUGGUGCUUCUCAAAAGCGUUCUCUUCAGGAAGAUCUACUCGCAAAGGACUCUUGGCAGAAAGCUCAGCUCAGGACAAGGCCCCUCCAGAAGGGUACUCUGAAACCUGCCGACUGCAUUUCACUCCCAGUUCCUAAAUGUACAUGACAGGAACAGUUGUUUUUUUUUUUUUUCUAACUCCUUGUUCCCUGACAUAUGUGAUUCUUUAAUGAAUGUUUUUUUCUGUAUUAUUUUUUUAUGUGAAAGCAUUUCAUGCAUGUGAACAUAACUUUUCUCUUUUUAUGUUUAACACACUUAUGGCUAUUUUUGGUAGUGCGUGCACACAGGAAAUAGACGUUCCGGCCUCUGUAGGGGAUGAUUCCUAUGAUAUUCCCCUUUUUAGAACAGUGGUCCAAAUUGUGAGAUAUAUGAGCUCAGCCAUAUAUGAGCGAAGUCACAUAUGGCGGCUUCAAAACCCCGCCGGGUACAUUGGAUGUAUUACUUCAACACUGGCGAAACUGUGUUUCUAGAGAAGCAUGGUCAAGUGUUGCUCCUGUAACCCAAAAGGAUUGAUGUAUUUCCACAGUUACCCCUGUAGCUCCGCCCCUCUCAGAGCCCGGCAAGCUACCCGUGCUUAUUUGAUAUGCCAAAAACAGUAACAAUAAGUCUCCCAAUGAGAGACGUUACUGGUGCCCACUCGAACACAUCGAUGAGCAACGGGAUGACAGUGACAGUGACAGUGACCUCUGUAGCACUGUCAUCCCUCGAUUUGCUGGAGCGGGCACCAGUAACGUCUCCAUUGUGAGACUUGUUACUGUUUUUGGCAUAUUGAAUACGCCACGGGUAGUUUGUCAGGUUCUGCCAUGCAGGCAGGAUACUCUUGGUAGCUUGCCAGGCUCUCCAAGAGGGACGGAGGAAUCGAACUGGGGUUGGCCACGUGCAAGGCAAACUCACCCUACCCGCUGUGCUAUUACCUCUACCUGAGAGAUUUCUAAGCCACACUCUGUUAAACUUAAGGAGCCUCUUUAAGACUUCAAAAAUGCCCACAUUUGUUUUAGGGACUAUUCGGACCUAGGAAAUAGUAUUACUUGGUUGUUUUAGGGACUGUCUGGACCUAAGAAAAGGUAUUAGUUUGGGGGUGUGUUUUGUUUCACAAAAAUUAAAAAAUUAUAUGUAUUUAA
This is a messenger RNA of Sorex araneus (European shrew), 3234 nucleotides long. It is a transcript of the gene TM2D1, whose product is annotated as TM2 domain containing 1. Gene Ontology annotation, molecular function: G protein-coupled receptor activity; amyloid-beta binding. NCBI's taxonomy places the organism in Eukaryota, Metazoa, Chordata, Mammalia, Eulipotyphla, Soricidae. The transcript has 7 exons. The record is from RefSeq and is a predicted model, not a curated record. Gene Ontology annotation, biological process: apoptotic signaling pathway. Bases 33 to 650 code for a protein of 205 amino acids.